This is a messenger RNA of Talaromyces atroroseus, 2658 nucleotides long. RefSeq lists its product as hypothetical. The transcript has 3 exons. Gene Ontology annotation, cellular component: ciliary transition zone. The record is from RefSeq and is a predicted model, not a curated record. Gene Ontology annotation, biological process: non-motile cilium assembly. NCBI's taxonomy places the organism in Eukaryota, Fungi, Ascomycota, Eurotiomycetes, Eurotiales, Trichocomaceae. The coding region runs from base 1 to 2658 and encodes 885 amino acids.
AUGAAUGUGGACAGCCUCCGGUCGAGUCGGUCCUCAUACGGGGAUCCCAGGUACCUCUCCUCCGGUUAUCCCAAUGGUGCCGUUUCUUUGGUUCCGUCCCGGGCCCUGGAUGGCUACCGAAGUAUGUCGGACGUAGGGACGGAUGAUCGGUCUCAGUACAGUGGGUCCGGUGCGAUUCCCCCAAAAAACGUGCCUUCUAUCGAUGUUACCGAUCCAGUCUUACUACAUCUCCUGACCGAAACCGCGAUCGGAGACAGCGCCGGGUAUGAGAUUCUCCCAUUCGAGGAAAUUGAGGAUUUAAAACGCGAACAUGAAGUGCUGUCGAAUCGCAUUGAAAGUACGAAGCGGAAACUUGCCCUGGAGACCAAGCUGAGGGAUGCCGCGAAAUCCCUCAGCCGAUUACCAAAUCCAAAGGCUAAUGGCAACGGUGAAUAUACGAACGGCAAUACCAAUGGUGUAGCGCAUCAUCCCGAAGAUGAGGAACUUGCUGUUAGCUCUCAGAAAUGCGAACAACUAUCCCAGGAACUUUGGGCUGUGGAGCGGAGAGCGCAGGACGUUCAUAAACGGCUCCUUGAACACACGGCAGGAAUACUGCAAUUGACACACCGUGGCCUCAAGAAGAACGCCAAGCGUGAUAGCACGAACCAUGUUCCUAACGGCGCCGGAUUUGACUUUGACGAGCGAAGUUUCUAUAAAGCUCUGGAAGUAGAGGAUACUCAUGGUCUCAAGGCGGAUGUCGACACCCUGCGCAGAACCGAGCAGAAACUUGAAGAUCUAAAUGGGCGCCUGCGCGAUAUAUUAUUUCAGGGUCAUGCUGACCGUGAUGCAAGCCCAUUGCCGCUUAGAGUCAAUAAUGAUACAUCCUUAGCCUAUAUCCAAGACCACCUGGCGUAUCUCGAAACUAGCUUGGAAACACUCCAAAUAGACGGGCUACCGGGAAGCGGACCGGUACCAGAAAUUUCUGCCACAGAAAUGGAGAUUGAGCUUAGUGCUAUCAAUAGUCAACUGCAAAGUUUACUUGGGCAGGCAGGUUCUCACCUGUCACCGACUUUACCGCCACCCCCGAGUCCGUCUGGUCAAUACCUCAACGGCCAUAUCGACUACUUGCGAAGCGGAAUGGAGGACCUGCAGGGCCGCGUCGAGAGAUUACAGGAUCAAAAGAGCAUAUUGACAACGCAGAUUCAACAACAAAGAGAGCUGAAUUCAAAAUCUGAUGCCGAAAGGGAUGCUCACGUCGCCGACUUGGCGCAACAACUUAUGGAGACAAGGAAAGAAUUAGAGCUCUCAGAGCGCGAAGCUCAAACCGUCAGAAAUGAACUGGGCUUGGUAAUGGAGCAGCUCGAUACAGCGAAGCAGCAGCAGAACAUCCAGGAUCAGCAACUGGAAAUUGAUAAAGAUAAAGCUGAAAAGGAAGUCGAACAUCUCCGAGAACAAUUGGAUCUAGUAAUGGAGCAGCUUAAUGCAGCAAAGGAACAGCAGAAUACCCAAUAUCAGCAACUAGAAACCGGAAAAAUAGAAGCUGAAAGAGAAGCCGAACGUCUCCGAGAAGAAUUGGGUUUGAUGACGGAGCAGCUUGAUGCCGCACAUCAACAUCAAGGCACCCAAUAUCAACAGCUAGCCAAUGAUAAAGUUGAAGCCGAGAAAGCAGCCGAACGUCUUCAAGGAGAAUUAGGUUUGGUGAUAGAGCAGCUCAAUGCGGCAAAAGAACAGCAAAAUAAUCAAUUUCAACAGCUAGAGACCGAAAAGGCUAAAGCUGAAAAAGAGGCUGAACAUCUCCGAGAAGAACUGGGUUUAGUGAUGGAGCAGCUUAAUGCGGCAAAAGAACAGCAAAAUAAUCAAUUUCAACAGCUAGAGGCCGAAAAGGCUAAAGCUGAAAAAGAGGCUGAACAUCUCCGAGAAGAACUGGGUUUAGUGAUGGAGCAGCUUGAUGUGACGAAGCAACAACAAGACAUUCAUCAUCAACAGCUAGCGAAUGAUAAAGCUGAGGUGGAAAAAGAGGCCGAACGUCUCCGAGAGGAAUUGGAGCAUGUUGAAGGAGAAUAUGCACGCGCCCAGACCGAGCUGACUGUGGUUAAAGCGGAACUUGAUGGGGCAUACGGUACUCGUGCAGAGCGAGCUGCCGAAGCUGCAGCUAACCCAGCUCUAUACAAGGAGAUCGAAGAUCUGCACACCAGGAACAUUAGCCUAGCAGAAGAGCUAGCAGCCUUGAGAGCCGAGCAAACAAAUCGUGACAACGGUCAGGGCGAUCUUCAAAAGCGCGUGGAAACUCUUCAGAAGGAACUUGAAGAGACGAUAGAAGAUUAUGAGUCUAUGACCAAGGCCAGCAUUGAAUUUGAAAAGGAACGCGAGAGAUACGAAAGCACAAUUGACAGUUUCCGGGACCGCUGCGAGCAGCUAGAGACACAGCUAAGUGAUGAGCGCAUCACGUGGAUGGGCGUCAAUAGCCAGACAGCAGCAAGAGACGGUGCCAUGGAGACGACAUCAACAAUGGUACUGAAGAAUGAAUUCAAAAAGAUGAUGCGUGAUACGAGAGCGGAAAACAUGAAGCUUCUCAGGGCGGAACAAGAAGAACGAAAGAAACUCGAAGUGCUGGUACGCAGUCUCAAAAUGGAACAAACCAUGGGCAAGUCGAAUCUCAGUCAAAACAUGGUGGCCUAA